AUGACCAUAGUCAAGCGCAACGAUUUGCGACUAACAGACAUUCCACGUGAGUUGACACAGAACCAAAGUAUUUUUUCAAACAUCGGAGAGUUGAUAUUUAUGAACAAUGAGUUUGAGGCGAUUCCCGAUACCGUCACAGUCUUUAAUUUUCUUAAAAAGCUUUCCUUUGCUUGUAACAAAAUUGUUCAAGUCAAUGAGAAACUUUUUACAAUGACUCAACUUGAAACGUUGUGUUUGAACCAAAACAGAAUCAGUACUAUUUCUCAAUCACUUACUUCAAUGAAAGGGCUUUCGAGUCUAGAAAUUUGUGCGAACAAAUUAAGCACUUUAACGCCGCCAACGUGUUUGUCUCGACUCGACUUGUCCGCAAACUUUUUGACUGACUUUUCGUAUAGUUGUCAAUCCCUGACGUAUUUGGAUGUCUCCCAAAACGACUUAUCGAACCUCCCAAAUUUGGAUUGCCCUAAUGUUAAACAGAUCAAUGCUUCAUUUAAUAACAUCGUCCAUCUCCCAGACUCAAUAUCCAAUUUAUCAUCUUUAAGAUAUUUGGACCUCAAAAAUAAUAAGCUGGAGAGUCUCCCCGACACCUUUGCGUUGUUGUCGUCCCUUACAUUCUUACAAAUCUCGAACAACCCGAUCUCCUCAGUCCCAAGUAAUUUCACAACGAUGAGAUUAAAGAAAUUCCACGCGUCACAGACUAUCAAAUUCUCGUUCGACCCAUUACCAACACUCCGAGAACUGUUCUACUCGAAAGUCGAAUCACAAAUCCUCUUUAUGGACUACUCAGCUAUGUCAAAUUUGGAGAACUUGGAUGUGUCGUAUAACCAAUUCACUACACUCACUGUCACAUCUCCAAGUUUGAUCACAUUGAAUUGUUCAUACAACGUGAUCCAAACACUUUCUAUGUCUAAGACGUGUACCGCUCAAAAGAUCUUUGCAAGACAUAACCAAAUAGCGUCGAUCGACUCGUCGAUAGCAAACUCCCAAAAACUGGUCAUCGCCGAUUUUUCAAAUAACAAAUUAAAGAAUUUGCCAUUGAAACCAGACUUGCCAAGAAUUCAAUAUCUGAAUGUGGGGUUCAAUAGAAUGACGAUUCUCGACUACGACUUCUCGAAAAUGAAUACAUUGACGUAUUUCGACGUGUCAUUUAAUAGCAUCCACACAAUCACAAAUAACAUCGGCGAUUUGACUAACUUGAAGGCGCUUGUAUUGGCUGGUAAUCCAAUUAACUCACUACCAAACGACUUGACUAAUUUGGUCAAUUUGACUAAACUGCACUGUUCUAAUAACGGCCUUGCAGUCUUCCCAAACGUCAUUUUAGCUCUUUCGAAUUUGCAGAAGCUUUAUAUAGCAAGUAACCAUAUUAGGGACUUACCAGAUCUAAGUUGCUUGAAGGAAUUACAGACACUCGACCUAUCAAAUUGUUACUUAGUCUCUGCGCAGAACGUCAACAAUUUGCCCAAAUUGGAACAACUCAAUUUGUCGAACAAUUAUUUGACUGAACCGCCCCAAUUGAGUGGAUGCGACAACUUAAUCUAUUUGGACCUUUCAUUUAACGCUCUUGAACGCUCAACGAGCGACAUUGAAGUGAAAAAGUUGAAUAAACUUCGGAUGUUGGAUCUUUCAUUCAACGACAUCACAUCACUCCCGAAUCAUGGGCCCGAACUUACGAUACGGACUGAUGGGUGUGGGACACAGCGAAUGUAUUCUUUGUUAGACAGAUUCUCCAAAUCACUUGAAUUCAAAACCGUCCGAAUCACAUGUGCUGGUGCACAGAUGUGUGCGGAUAGAGACGAGAUGCAAGACUCUUUCAUUUGUAUUCCCCACUUUGCAGCACCAGACCAUUUCUUAUUUGCCGCAGUCGAUGGGCACUCGGGGUUCCAAGCGUCUUAUUCCUUCACCCAAAAUUUCCCAAAGAUCUUAUAUGAGCAAUUUAAAGAGAAUAACCAACAAGACUCCAUCGAAGACUGUCUCCUCAAAUCUUUUGAUAAAAUCGAAGAGGAGUUUGUUGACAACGAUAUCAAAGACGGUGCCGUCGUCACUGUAGUGUUUGUGACACCAAAGAAGAUAUACACAGCUCAAUGUGGUGAUUGUAGAGGGGUUUACAUAACUAAGUCCGGGAUUCAUCAAUUGGCUCCGGAGCACAAGACUUCAGACAGACAUGAACAAGUACGUAUUAGAAGUGAAGGUGGCUUUGUUGAUCAAAGUUCUCGAGUAUGUGGCUUAUUAGUCGCUCGAUCCGUUGGAGAUAUCAAGAACAAGCCCAUCAUCACUCAUAAGCCUGACAUAACAGUAUGUGACAGACGAGAUGACGAGCAGUAUUUAGUAGUGGCUACUGAUGGCGUCUGGGAUGAAGUUUCAAAUUCCUUAUUAUUGGACAUUUUACAGAGAAACAGAAGAAUUCAAAAAACAAGUGAAUUGGUGUCGCUUUUAAGAGAUACUGCGUAUGUGUCGUGUGUGCAGACACAGAUCCCUGAUAAUAUCGGAAUUGUACUUUGCAGAUUCUAA
Molecule: messenger RNA, 2508 nt
Organism: Entamoeba invadens IP1
Lineage: Eukaryota; Evosea; Mastigamoebida; Endamoebidae
Product: leucine-rich repeat containing protein, putative
Exons: 2
Coding region: 1-2508 (835 amino acids)
Molecular function (GO): protein binding
Source: RefSeq, a predicted model, not a curated record